Molecule: messenger RNA, 1251 nt
Organism: Entelurus aequoreus (snake pipefish)
Lineage: Eukaryota; Metazoa; Chordata; Actinopteri; Syngnathiformes; Syngnathidae
Product: beta-1,3-galactosyl-O-glycosyl-glycoprotein beta-1,6-N-acetylglucosaminyltransferase-like
Exons: 4
Coding region: 1-1251 (416 amino acids)
Cellular component (GO): membrane
Molecular function (GO): beta-1,3-galactosyl-O-glycosyl-glycoprotein beta-1,6-N-acetylglucosaminyltransferase activity
Source: RefSeq, a predicted model, not a curated record
AUGGCCAUCAUUGUGGGCUCACUGUGCAUCCUUUCCCUACUCUACAGCCCCAAGAAGAGCAGGAGUCUCACCUACCACCUCAGGUACGGCUCGUUGGACUACACGGAUGAGGACGAAAACCCGGAGAAGGUUUGUGACUGCUCGGCCAUCCUGCAGGGAGAGCAGGAGGCGCUGGAGCGAGCCAAGUUACUGACCCUUACCAAGGACUUCCGCAAGAGGGUCAACGUCCCUGAUGAGUUUUACACCAAUGCCACUAAAGACUGCAGGAAAUUCCAGGCAAGCAGGAAAUAUUUACCAUUCCCGUUAAGCCAGGAAGAGGAGGAGUUCCCCCUGGCUUACUCCAUGGUGGUCCAUCAUAAGGUGCAGAAUUUUGAGCGUCUGCUCCGGGCAAUUUACACGCCUCAAAACUUUUACUGCGUCCACGUGGACAAAAAAGCCUCGGCGUCCGUGCUCUCGGCCGUCACGUCCAUCGCCUCCUGCUUCCCGAACGUCUUCCUGGCCAGCCGCUCCGAGAGCGUGGUGUACGCCAGCUGGUCCCGCGUGCAGGCGGACCUCCACUGCAUGGCGGACCUCUUCGAGGCCAGCGCCACGUGGAAGUACUUCAUCAACCUGUGCGGACAGGACUUUCCUCUCAAGACCAACUUGGAGAUGGUGCGAGCCCUCCGGGCGCUGAACGGAGCCAACAGCUUGGAGUCUGAGAAGAUGCCCAAGGGGAAGGUGUGGCGGGUGCAAAAUGUUCACCAGAUAGUUGAUGGACAACUCAAGGGGGUGGGAAAGCCCAAAGAUCCGCCGCCCUUCAACAUCUCAAUCCUCUCCGGAAACGCAUACAUGGUGGUCAGCCGAGGUUACGUCCGCAGCGUCCUGGACGACAAACGCAUCCAGGCGCUGAAAGCCUGGGCCGAGGACGCCUACAGUCCCGACGAGUUCCUGUGGGCGACCAUUCAAAGGCUCCACGGCGUGCCCGGCUCCACGUGGGCCAACCCCAAGUACGACAUGACCGACGUCAACGCCAUAGCGCGGCUGGUCAAGUGGCAGUGGCACGAGGGCGCCAGGGCCAUGAAGGACGCCGUGUACCCGGAGUGUCAGGGCAGGCACGUGAGGGCCAUUUGUGUUUACGGGGUGGGGGACCUGCAGUGGAUCUUGGAGCAGCAUCACCUCUUUGCCAACAAGUUCGACACAGACUUUGACUCCGUGGCCGUGUUCUGUUUGGAAAAGUACUUGAGGCAAAAAGCUCUUGCUGCCUUACAGUAG